This is a messenger RNA of Nomia melanderi (Alkali bee), 910 nucleotides long. RefSeq names its product 60S ribosome subunit biogenesis protein NIP7 homolog. NCBI's taxonomy places the organism in Eukaryota, Metazoa, Arthropoda, Insecta, Hymenoptera, Halictidae. Gene Ontology annotation, molecular function: RNA binding. Gene Ontology annotation, biological process: ribosome assembly. Gene Ontology annotation, cellular component: nucleus. The record is from RefSeq and is a predicted model, not a curated record.
GCCGAUUAGUACCGUGACUCCGUCGGUAGCCGGCGUACAAUCUUCUAGAUUCCUGUUUCAUAAAAUCAAAUAUUAUUUUUAAAAACUGUACGAAUAAUUACUUUUAAUUAAUUUAAAUUAUAUGUAUAUAGUUUUUUCAUUCGUACGAGUUAUCAAAAAAAUUUGUCAGAGUUUCAAGUUUGUUAACCGUAUCGACAUCGGAUUGUGUACAAAAAACACGUUUGUUACAUUAACCUCUUCUUACACAUUUUCGAAAAAUUUGUUUACACAGGUUAGAAAAAUAUAAUACAGAAAAAUGAAACGUUUAACGGAGGAGAAAACGAAACUGGUCUUGGAAAAAUUAGCAAAAUAUAUUGGAGAUAACGUGAAAGUGUUGAUAGAUAGACCAGAUGGCAUUUACUGCUUUCGGGAACGGAAAUGCAGGGUAUACUAUGUAUCUGAGAAAAUUCUUCCAUUAGCAAGUAUGGUGAAUCCAGAUCGAUUAGCAAGUUUUGGUACAUGUUUUGGGAAAUUUACAAAAUCUGGAAAAUUUAGGCUACACGUUACUGCGUUAUAUCAUCUAGCUCCAUAUGCACAACAUAAAAUAUGGGUCAAACCAUCGGCUGAACAACAAUUUUUAUACGGACAUCACAUAUCCAAGUCUGGCUUAAGUAGAAUAACAGAAAAUACGUUUCAAUAUCAGGGAGUAGUUAUAUUUUCAACAAGCGAUGUUCCAUUGGGUUUCGGAGUAACGGCGAAAAGUACAAUGGAUUGCAAGUACGCGGAUCCAAUGGCCACAGUGUGUUUCCAUCAGGCUGACAUAGGAGAAUACAUUAGAUCGGAAGAUUCUUUAAUUUAAUUGCACCGCGAGAAUAUUAUUGUAGACCACUUAAGUUUUAAAUUGUUAAAUAUAUGACUACGUAUUUUCAUU